CAGGGGAUGGCGGCCUCCUCCUCAUUCCUCCGUCUGAGGAUUUGGGGACAGAGCCUCCUCAGUCAGCUAGCGGGUUCUUUCUCUGGGGUCGUCUGACCUGAAAUGCUUCCAUUUCAUGGGUGGAUCUAAGUGGUUAGUAUCUGUGUCACUGAGGCACUCAAGGAAAGUUGUUGCCUAGAAUUUACAUCGACAGAAACCCCCCUCACCUGAUUUCUGAAAAAUAGACACGUCUAAAUAUGUCCCUUAUCUGAAGUGAUGAUAAUGUAUUAUGACAACGUUAAAUAAUUUUCUGACCACCCCCUGCUCACCCAAGAAAUGGAAUCAUUUAACCCCUUUGGUGAAUGUGGCCUCAUUUACUACAGGAUUCCCAGCACCUAAUAGACUGUUGGCUUAUAAUAAACACUAGAAUUCUUGUCUUGAUCAACCAGAUUUUAUGGGAAUGAUAAAGGUCACAAUUUAUGGGACCCCUAAUGUGUGCCAGGCACUGUGAUGGGGAUUUUACAUCAUUAUCUCAUUGAAUCCUCCCAGUGACUACGUAAACUAGGUCUUACUAGGCUCAUUUUCCAGAUAAAGAAACUGAGGGUCGAACAAGAUUAGUAACUUCUUUGAAGUCACGCAGCCAAUAAGGGCAGCCUGGGAGUUGGUCCCAGUUCCCUGGGACUCCCAAGCCAUGUUUUUUCCACCAUACCGGUGAUUCCGAGCCCUGAUGCACAUAGCAUUACCCAGGAAACCUGAAGAAAGCUAAAUGUGGUCAACAGUGUCAGCAUUUCAGAGGACAUCAAGCCCUUACCAGGGCUUCCUGGGAUUGGAAACAUGAACUACCCAUCAACCAGCCCCGGAUCCCUGGUUAAACACAUCUGUGCCAUCUGCGGGGACAGAUCCUCAGGAAAGCACUAUGGUGUGUAUAGCUGUGAAGGCUGCAAAGGCUUCUUCAAGAGAACCAUACGCAAGGACCUCAUGUACACGUGCCGGGAUAACAAGGACUGCCUCAUUGACAAGCGUCAGCGGAAUCGCUGUCAGUACUGCCGCUACCAGAAGUGCCUGGUGAUGGGCAUGAAGAGAGAAGCUGUGCAAGAAGAAAGGCAGAGGAGCCGGGAGCGGGCCGAGAGUGAGGCCGAAUGUGCCAGUAGUGGCCAUGAAGAUAUGCCUGUGGAGAGGAUUCUAGAAGCCGAGCUUGCUGUUGAACCAAAGACAGAAUCCUAUGGUGACAUGAAUAUGGAGAACUCGACGAACGACCCUGUCACGAACAUAUGCCAUGCUGCUGAUAAGCAGCUUUUCACUCUUGUCGAAUGGGCCAAGCGCAUCCCCCACUUCUCUGACCUCACCUUGGAGGACCAGGUCAUCCUGCUCCGGGCAGGGUGGAACGAACUGCUAAUUGCCUCCUUCUCCCACCGCUCCGUCUCCGUGCAGGACGGCAUCCUUCUGGCCACCGGCUUACAUGUCCACCGCAGCAGCGCCCACAGCGCUGGGGUCGGCUCCAUCUUUGACAGAGUCCUGACUGAGCUGGUCUCCAAAAUGAAAGACAUGCAGAUGGACAAGGCGGAGCUGGGGUGCCUGCGGGCCAUCGUGCUGUUUAACCCAGUUUUUCAGAUGGAUAGUAGACAUCCAAGGGUAGCUGUCCAGGAAGCUAGUGUUCGUGAGUCUGGGACUCAGAGGAGAAGUCAGGACCGGAGAUGUGCCUUUGAGAGCUGUCAGCCUCUACCGGGCACACGAGACUCUGAGACAGAUGCCAAGGGUCUGUCCAACCCCUCGGAGGUAGAGACUCUGCGAGAGAAGGUUUAUGCCACCCUCGAGGCCUACACGAAGCAGAAGUAUCCGGAACAACCUGGCAGGUUUGCCAAGCUGCUGCUGCGCCUCCCGGCCCUGCGCUCCAUUGGCCUGAAGUGCCUGGAGCACCUGUUUUUCUUCAAGCUCAUCGGGGACACGCCCAUUGACACCUUCCUCAUGGAGAUGUUGGAGACCCCGCUGCAAAUCACCUGAACGCCCCCAGCCGCAGCCCCCCCAGCCUGGGACUACCCCUGGGCGGGUGUGUGUGGACCCCCCACCCUGCACACGUCCCGCCGCCUCCCGCCCUGACCCUUUCCCGUUCCAAUAAUGUGAUGCUUACAAUAAAGAAACCUUUCUACA
Molecule: messenger RNA, 2127 nt
Organism: Prionailurus viverrinus (fishing cat)
Lineage: Eukaryota; Metazoa; Chordata; Mammalia; Carnivora; Felidae
Gene: RXRG
Product: retinoid X receptor gamma
Exons: 10
Coding region: 814-1980 (388 amino acids)
Biological process (GO): cell differentiation; response to retinoic acid; positive regulation of transcription by RNA polymerase II
Cellular component (GO): nucleus; RNA polymerase II transcription regulator complex
Molecular function (GO): retinoic acid-responsive element binding; nuclear steroid receptor activity; nuclear receptor activity
Source: RefSeq, a predicted model, not a curated record